AUGAUGAAUGUGACGCGUCCUCAACCUGCCACCAAGAAUGCGAGAGCUCGUUUCGUAAGUUUGGGGGUGAAAUACGUCGUUGUUGGGGUUUCUAUAGUUUGCCUUUUUCUUAGAUUUUUUGAAUUGGAUUACUGUAAUUUUGAGACCAAAUUUUGAGAAAUUUUGAUGACUUUUUUUUGAAAAAAUUCUAAAAAUAAUGGGUCUGUUUAGUUGUAAAAUACGUAAAUCCGACUUCUAUUAAAGUGAUUUUAGUCGUUGGGGUUACUGUAAUUUAAUUUUUUUUUUCAAAUUUUCAUCGUUUUCACUCUAAAUUAGAACUGAAAACGUUGAUUAGGAUGUAAAAUACGACCCCUGGACUUUUGUUGCGAUUUUUGAUGAAAUCUAGGGCUCAUUGGACGACUGUGGGUUACUGUAACACUAAUUUUGAAAUUUUUUUAAAUGUUUUUUUAAGAAAUUUACGGGUUUUUAUGUUGUAAAAUACGUACAAUCAGCGUAAAAAAACUAUUUAAAAAAUUUUUAGACCUAUGAGAUUACUGUAACAUCCAUUUCUCAAACUUCUUUCCCCCUCAGAUUCAAUUUGAUUGCAAAUUUUUUCAGCGUCAUCCCAUUGAAGGCUACGAUGAAGCUGAAGGCGUCUUUUUCGUGGAUCGACGGGGAAAUGUGAGUCUAAUUUAGCAACGAAUCACCUGAAAAAUUCAAUUUUCAAUAUAAAUUUUUAAUAUUUUUAACAAUUUUUUCAGAACAUCCGAGGAAUCAAGUGCCGGGAGUGCGGCCAGAUCAUCCGUCGCAACAUGUGCGGCCUGCAUCGCCUCAAGCAUGGACAGCCAAGCCCCUCCAAGAGUCAGAACAAACGCAAGGGAAAGGGUAAGGGAAAUUGUGAUUGCACAGUGCAGACCAAAAGGUUUGCCGACUGCACGGUGCAAGUGUGGAUAAAAAAGUUGAUUGCACAGUGCAAAAGGUUGGCGCGCGUUUUGCAGCUGAGCGAUGCGAUGGAAGAAGCGAUAAAUUUGCACGGUGCAGUUUUUUUCUUGCAAGUCCGAAUAAAGAAGUUGAUUGCACUGUGCAAGAGGAUGUCGCAGGUUUUGCACUGUGCAAUUUUUUGGCGGGAAGACGUCGGAAACGCACAGUGCAAAUGGUUGUCGCCAUUCUUGCACAGUGCGAAUCACAAAACCAGUCGAAAUUUCAGCCGCACAGUGCAUAAUUUUCUUUGAUUAAAUUGCACUGUGCAAAAGGUUGUCGCGGGUUUUGCUCUGUGCGAUGCGGCGGAAGAAGAGAUAAAUUUGCACGGUGCAGUUUUUUGUUCAAUUGCACUGUGCUCUUCGAAGACGAAUUUUUGGCGGGGAAACGUCGCAAGCGCACAGUGCAAAUGGUUGUCGCGCUCUUUGCACAGUGCAGAUGACAAAACCAGUCAAAAUUCCAACUGCACAGUGCACAAUUUUCUUUCAUAAAAUUGCACUGUGCAAGCCAAAAAUAAGCCUAUUUUUUCCACUGCACAGUGCAAAAAAAUUUUUUUUUGAAAAUUGCACCGUAUCAACGCAAUAAAAAAUAAGAAAAUAAAAAAUCGUAUUUAGCCACCAGAAAGCGUCGAGAGGCGAUUCCCGAUCCUCCUCGCCAAUUCCAUUUUCAAUACGAACCCCCUCAAAUGGUGAAUUUGGAUGUCUCAUCCAUGAACCAUCAGCUCGAAGUGGUCUUCCCGUUUGGAAAUAACGCUUUGGUUGGUCCACUGGGAAAUCCGAACGUGUUUGGUCAGCAGAUUCCACCUCAAAAUGCCCCUCAAAUGGAGAUGAAUAAUAUUAUUCAUGAUGAAGAUGAAUUCCCAGCCCUUCUUGACGGUCAGAACGAGCUUGUAGAGGUAUAAUUGGCUAUGGAUUACAUUUUUUAAAAUUUGUUUUAGUGCUCUUUUAGUAAUUUUUUAUGAAAAAAAGGAUUGCACAGUGCAGUCAAAAUAUGUUGCUGCACUGUGCGGCCCUGCGGGCAUUUUAAAAAAUGAAUCGAUGAAAAAUAAAAAUUUCAGAGUUGGACAAAAUUUUCUAGCGCCCCAAAUUUUAUUUUUGAUAAGUCACCGCACUGUGCAAAAAGUUUUUUUAUUUCAUGCACAGUGCAGUCAAAAUAAAUCAUUGCACUGUGCGGCUCUAAUGGAAAAUUUUUUGUUGGAUGAAAACCAAAGUUGUUUUUGAUGACUAGCCAAGUAAAUUCACCCCGAAAAUUUUUUGUUUUGAUUGGUGAUUACACAGUAAAACAAAUUUUUCAAAAAUUUGCACAGUGCGAAAUUUUUUUUUGCAAUUUUGGGAAAAUUUAUUUUUUUUUUGUAAUUUUUAUUUGACUUGUCUGGCGACAUACUAAAAAUAAUUUUUAUAGAUUUUUUUAACUAAUUCUAUGCCCUAACUUUACCAUAUAAGAGUGAAGACAGAAGAUUUCGGAGGAAAAUUUUGAAAAUUUUUCGAAUUCACUUUUUUUUCGAUUUUGGAGUAAAAAUUUUUUUUACUCCCAAAAAUGCCAAAAAAAAAGUAAACACGAAGUUUACUCCAAAAUUUGGAAAAAACUUUGAUUUUCGGGAGUAAACUGGGAGUUUACUCGCCGGGGCCGAGAAAUCGAAUGGCGGCGAGUAAAUCUGGAUUUUGCUCGCUUCCAAUUAUUUCCUCAGCUCCUGCAGUCAGGAAUGUUUUUGACUGGGCGGCCUCAAAAUCGACAUCCCAGUCACCUGAGACGAAGAAACGGGGAGAAAAAACGAAGAGAGCGAGAGAAACGCGCGCUAUUUCGUGCUCUCUCUGCUUCUCUGCGCCCUCUCUUCGUUUCCCGCUCUUUCGCUCUCUCUCUCCUUUUUUUGCGCUCUCUCGCUUUCUCUCGAAAGAGAGAGAGAGAGAGAGAGCGCGAAACGGAAAGAAGGCGCUGAGAGGCAGAGACAGCCCGAAAUAGCGCGCGUUUCUCUCGUUCUCUUCGUUUUUUCUCCCUAUUUCUUCGUCCUAGUCAACAGUUAUUGACCCCUCACCCAGUCGGGAAUCGCGGGAUUCCUGAAUGGACCACAGUCAGGAAGUGUUGACUGUACGAAGAGUCAGGAACCCCGCGAAAUUCGGCAAAAUUUUUCGAAAGUUCGGCGCGACUUUUGCGCCCAGGGGUCAACUGUUCCCCGGGAGUAAACUCUGGAUUUACUCGCCGGCACCUUCGGCGAGUAAAUUCUGAAUUUACUCCAAAAAAAGGCGAAAAAAAAGUAAACUCGGAAUUCACUCCAAAAAUGGGAAUUUUGAAAGCUAUUUCGAUUCCUACUCGCCGACCCAUAAAAUUUCUCGAUUUUUACUCUCUUUUUCAAAAAAAAGUGAAUUCGAAAAAUUUUCAAAAUUUUCCUCCGAAAUCUUCUGUCUUCACUCUUAUAUUUUAGGCCGUGGACUUGGAGCAGCCCCGGCCGAUCCCAGUGGUCGAAUUGUCGGUCCCCGUUCCCAACAACCCUCCGCAGCAGCUCCACGAUCCCUCGGUGGACGGCUCUGGCUAUCCGAUUGGCCAUUUCAACCCCGAAGAUGCCCUGCGACAGGAUCCGGCUCCCGUCGGCCCGGCCACCGAACAUGUCGCCGUCGGCGAAGAGGGCGAUAACGGCGAUAUCCCGGCGUGGUUGAGACAUCAGGCCACUGUGAUGUUUUGGGGACCAGAGAACGAUGAGAAUUUGGAGCCACGAUUUGGUUAG
Bursaphelenchus xylophilus (pine wood nematode) is the source of this 3676-nucleotide messenger RNA. The record is from the annotation of a GenBank genome assembly. Lineage: Eukaryota; Metazoa; Nematoda; Chromadorea; Rhabditida; Aphelenchoididae.